This is a messenger RNA of Oryzias latipes (Japanese medaka), 1864 nucleotides long. It is a transcript of the gene chid1, whose product is annotated as chitinase domain containing 1. The record is from RefSeq and is a predicted model, not a curated record. Gene Ontology annotation, biological process: carbohydrate metabolic process. Gene Ontology annotation, cellular component: endomembrane system. Gene Ontology annotation, molecular function: oligosaccharide binding; chitin binding. NCBI's taxonomy places the organism in Eukaryota, Metazoa, Chordata, Actinopteri, Beloniformes, Adrianichthyidae.
ACCGCGGAAAUGAUCUAGCUGCGAUGACGUUUCACAAACACGUUGAGCUAAUUUGUACUUAAACCAAACGAUUGACCAUCAACGCUACGCUUAUCACAAAGAUGAGGUUUUUGUUUUGUGUCUAGAGAUUAAAACGUGAACCAUUCAGUCCAAACGGAUGAUAUGGUGCUUUUUAUUUUGACAGGUCGCUGCAUACGAGGAAAACAGGAAACCCCUUAGCCAGCCAGUUUUCAUUUGAAUGCCCAUUUCUCUAUUAGAAAUGAAAACCACUUUAUUACUGCUGCAUGUUAUCGGUUGCUGCUCCCUGGUCGCUGCCACUCUUUCAAAAACAGAUGCAAAGAAGUCCUUUAAAGCUGAGGCUGAGAACUCUCCAGCCGAACUGUCUGUUUUGGAGAGAGGCCUCGUAGUCUCUGAUCUUCUGUGGAAAGACAUAGUGAAAGAGGAGAAGAGGUACUGUGCUCACAUCAAGAAGACCUUUCAGGGACCCGUGCUGGGAUACAUCACACCAUGGAAUUCUCAUGGCUACGACAUCGCUAAGAUCUUUGGCUCCAAACUCACAUCCGUAUCUCCAGUUUGGCUUCAGCUCCGUCGGCGAGGACCAGAAGCGUUCGAAGUGACGGGACUUCAUGACCAUGACCCCGGCUGGGUCAAAGCUGUACGCAAGUCCAACAAAAAAGUGCGGAUGGUUCCUCGGCUGUUAUUCGACGGCUGGUCCUACCAGGACUACAUGAGCGUGUUGGGAAGCGAAGAUGAAAUUGAGGAGCUGGCUGGGGAGCUGGUGGAUGUUGCAAAGACAGAAGGUUUUGACGGAUUCACCCUGGAACUUUGGAGCCAGCUUGGAGGAAACAAAAGAAAGGAGCUGGUUCAUUUAAUCAAGCACAUUUGUGAGAUUUUAAAGGCCAAAAGACUAGACUGCAUUCUUGUUAUUCCACCAGCUCUGACAAGCACUGGAGAACCCGGGAUGUUCGGCAGGGACGAAUUUGAGCAGUUGGCCCCUUUUGUGGACGGAUUCAGCCUCAUGACAUACGACUACUCUAGUGGUGCCAGACCAGGCCCAAGCGCUCCCCUGCCCUGGGUCAAAGAUUGUGUUCUUCAACUCGCACCCAGCGCCGAGUGGAGGCAAAAAAUCUUGCUUGGACUAAAUUUGUAUGGUCUCGACUUUGCAAGCCAGGGAACAGAGCCGAUCCUGGGGACAAGGUACAUUGAAAUUCUCAGGGAGCACAGACCAAAGCUCCUUUGGGAUGAAUAUGCCGCCGAGCAUUAUUUCAACUACAAAAGGAACAAUGCAGUCAAACAUGUGGUGUACUAUCCAUCUUUGAAGUCGAUCAACAUGAGGAUCUCGUUAGCCACUGAACUGGGAACAGGAAUAUCCUUGUGGGAACUGGGACAAGGACUGGAUUAUUUCUAUGACCUGCUAUAGUCCAGGAUUUCUCUCUUUUUUUGUUGUACACAGAACUCUGAUAUAAAACCUUACCCUGGAUUUGUUAAUGUUUAACUUGUGUUAGGGCAAAUACUGAUGAAACUGACUAGUUGGUUCUAAAAGUACUGGAAGCCAAAAAAAAUGGAAUUUUGGGUACUUUAUUGUGAUUUGUUCAAAGUGCAAUAAUUCAUCUGCGUUUUGACACAGAUAAUGCAUGAUCAUCAGAAUGUAUGCGUUACAAUGCAAGGCUUGUCAAUGUUCACACACCGAUGAUGCCUGCAGUAACCCUUCGGUCGUUUCUAGCAGACCUGUUUGUUUGUGCUUGAAAUAUUAAUCAAUCUCAAUUUUUUUAAAUGAUCAUCUAAAGGGUAGAUUUUGUGGAUUCUGUUGAUUUGUUUGCUUCAUAGUGUGUGGUAUUUUUCACCAAGAUAAACGUUUUCAAUU